AACAUAUGAAAAAUCUCAAACUCAAAGGCUCAUCUCAAAACCUCAAAAAAUACCAAUAUUUCCAGAAACAAAAACAAUAAUGGCGUCGUACAAGAAAUACGAGAAGAGAAAGAGAAACCCAGACCCCAAAACCUCAGCGCUCUUGGUCAUUGACGUGCAGAACUACUUUUCCUCCAUGGCCCACCCAAUCCUCCCCAACCUGCUCCAAACCAUUCAGCUCUGCCGACGCGCCUCCAUCCCCGUCAUCUUCACGCGCCACUCCCACACUGACAGCGACGGCGGCAUGCUUGCGGAGUGGUGGAACGGCGACCUCAUCAUGGACGGGACAGCGGAGGCGGAGCUCAUGCCGGAGCUGGAGAAGCUGCCGGAGGACAUGGUGGUGCGGAAGAACACGUACAGCGCGUUCGGGAACACGCGCCUAGAGGAGCAGCUGCGCGAGAUGGGUGUGGAGGAGGUGAUCGUCACGGGUGUCAUGACUAACCUCUGCUGCGAGACGACGGCGCGUGAGGCUUUCGUCAGGGGGUUUAGGGUCUUCUUCUCCACCGACGCGACUGCCACGUCGGAUUUGGAGCUGCACGAGGCCACGCUCAAGAACUUGGCAUAUGGCUUCGCUUACUUUGUUAAUUGCAAGAGGCUUCGAGAGGGCCUCUUUGGGAAUCAAUGAAAGAAGAUUGAGGUACAUCAACGAGUGCAUAUGUAGUGUUUGUGAAAAUGUCUGAAUAAGUUUUUGUUUUCUAUUGUAUGUAUUUUUGUUCUUUGUUAGAUAGCCUUUGUAUAGUUGUGAAAAGAUGAAAGAAAAUAAUUUAAGGCUUCGAUCUUCUAGAUUA
This is a messenger RNA of Quercus robur (English oak), 827 nucleotides long. RefSeq names its product nicotinamidase 2-like. The record is from RefSeq and is a predicted model, not a curated record. The transcript has a single exon. Lineage: Eukaryota; Viridiplantae; Streptophyta; Magnoliopsida; Fagales; Fagaceae. Bases 80 to 664 code for a protein of 194 amino acids.